AUGGUCGAAGGCAGCCAGGGCAAUGAGACCGCAAAGGACAGGGUAAAGAUGGAGACAGUGGAGACGGAAAUGGAUCAGAAGGAUCAGCAUGAUUCUGAGGAUGAAAAGGUCAUCCAAGAUGAUCCUCCUCUUCAAGGUGACAAAGAAAUCGGAGUGGUUGAGACAUAUUUUCCUGGAAAUUUUUCCAGAGCAGCCAGUCAAUCAAGAACAUCGCUCACAGAGCGGUCAGACCGUUUUUCCAUGCUCUCGGUACAACCAGAGGGGCCGUCGGCUUCGCAUACCAUGAGGGAUGUCCUGCCACCGCUGUUGGUCAUUUUCGUGUGCAUCAUUGCUGCCUUUCUGGGUUUUGUGGUGGCUGGACUCCAUGAUAUGAUCAAGUACGUUGGUUGCCCUCUUGGGGUCAAUGGUUGCAAUAGCUUCUCAGGUGAAGCUUAUGAGAAGAAGGGCUACAUCCUACCCAGAGCACUCACCGAUCUUCCAGAGGAUCUCAUCUACAUCGUAGCGGGCAUGUUUUGCCUUUUCAUCAUCGGCCUGAUCGUUGACUUAGCGCCUGACAAUUAUGGAAAGCAAGUUCUGGGAGGUGGAACAGUGCAAUCAUUGCUGGCAGUUGCUGCGGGAAUUCCGAUACCCUUCAAAUGCGCAGUCCUACGUGUGGUUAUCACUGCAAUCUAUUUCGUUGGAGGAGGUACCAUGGGUGGAGAUGGCCCAACCAUCCAAGUUUGCACCUCUUUGUCGUGCAUGAUUGGUUGGGUUUGUGGGAUACGUGCAGCGCGAACACAGUCUCUCCUGGCGUCCUUGGGAUUUUGCUGCGGCUUUGCAGCCAGCUUCAAUGCUCCAUUGUCAGGCAUUCUGUUUGCCAUGGAAGAGUUGCAGCACGUCUCUUCACGUUUGACGACGCGGGUCCUGUGCAUGAUCCUCAUCGGCUCCAUUGUGUCGACAUCUGUGAUGCGAUCAUUCUUGGGGAACAAGGUUCUCUUUCUCGCUUCGCAUCCUGACAAUCUUGAAGAGAUGGUCAUUGGAGGAUCCGUUGAUUCAAUCUACGGUCAGCGCAUGUGGAUGCUAAUCUCUCUAUUGAUUGGCGUUAUGGCAUCUAUAGUGGGCUAUCUCUUUAGCAUUGCAUUCAAGUGGACUCACAUAGUCCUUACAAAGGCGAGUCAACUGGGCCUUCCAAGAUCGGUAAUAUUUCCACUCGUCGCAGGCAUUGUGGCCUCCAUUGGAUCUGCUGUCUUCCGCAGUACUGGCUUGCGGGGUGUCUGGGGCAUUGGGGUCCGCUCACUGCAAACAGCCUUGAACCAAGAGUCAGAAGAUGUCCAUGCUGGUCAUCUGCUGAUUUUUGCUUUGGGCAAAAUGGCAGCUUUCACCCUCAGCGUCUCCGCUCGAUUCCCGGGAGAUACCUUAGAGCCCGUGCUGAUCUCGGGUGCCUUUCUGGGUGGAGCCAUUGGAAAAAUCAUCCCUGCAGAUCUCUCGGAGGACGCCAUCUCCUCCUGUGAAAUCUUUGGUAUGGUGGGCCUCUUUGCCUCAUGCUUCCGGUUUCCUCUAACUCCGGUGGUUUUUGCCAUUGAGCUCACUGGGACGCGCACGUACCACUUGGUCUUGCCUGCGGCCUUGUCGUGCUUCACGGGCUUACAAGUGUCCAACUACUUGUUUCCGCCCAUUCUAGAACAAAUCCUACACCAGGACGACAUUGACUUGGAUGCUGUUGCAGCACUGGCAGAGGCCACCGAAGAGGAAGAAAUGUAUGCACGAUCUGAGGAAGAAGUCUCCAUGUCACAUGAAAGUGAGCACAGUUUUCCACCUGUUCCAGAUUCACCUGCGCUUUCAAACGAUGGAUCCCAUCGAAAAGAGAAAGGCAGAUUUCAGACGCUCAUCGAAAAGCUGGAGGAUACCAUGAUCGAUGUAUCCUUCUCGUCUAGUCAGAUGAGAAAUCCUCACGGUCCUCGUGGCCGCCGUUCGUCAAUGUAUUCUGCGGGCUCCCAACACAGCAAGGCCAGCAAAGCCAGUCGGAGCUCUUAUCGCAAUCAUGAGGAUCGCUAUAGCCCACGAGCACGAAGAUCUUCCAGAAGAUCAUCGACGCGAUCCCGAACGUCUAUACUCCGAAGGUUCUCAGAUCCGGUUGGGAAUGAGGCAGAACCGCCCUUGACGCGAGUGGCUCCAGAGGAGGCUGAGGAGGAGGACGCGGAUCCACGAGGCGAAAGCUAUAGUGUCUUCCAGGCUGGAAUGAGCUUGGACGAUCAACGACGAAUCGAGGAGUUUCAACUCUACGACCAGAAUACAGGAGAAAUGCGCGAAAUCACACAUGAAGAGCAGGUAGCAAGACGGAAGAAACUCCUUUCCGACUGGGCACAAAUUGUGGCAGCCGAGAAGGAGCAAAUGGCGAAGAACCCUCGAAAGGCCUUUGCAGUACGGACGGCCAACUUGGAGGACGCAUUCUAUCUCAUUGCAGUCGCUUAUGACUUGGACGGCAAUGGCUUGCUAGAUGAGGACGAAGUUCUCUUGAUUUUAGACCGAUGCCAGCUGUUGGACGAGACCCUGACGCCCACAAAAAUUAGAAGCUUUUUCCGAACAUGGUUGGCAGGCUGCAAUACCAUCAUUGGGGAAAAUAUGGGCGCGGAGGAGAUUGAAGAUGGAAUUGGCUAUGAAGAGUUCUUGUCGCUGAUUUCUUGGAUUGCAGACAUGAAGGGUAUUCCUCUAGCACGCUGCAGAGCACGUGUGCAGCGCCUGUCUCACAAGAUGGUGGAUACUCAAAGCUCUGUGAGGAGAAGGCUGGCGCUGCUCUUUGAUGGGUUCUGCAAGAGAGAAGCCGAGUGGAUGGGUGCGUAUGAGUUCACAAGCCUAUGUCACACCACCAACCUCUACGUCCCUGAAGUCUUCUCUGCGGGAGAUGCCUUCAAGAUCUUCUACGAGACUCCUGGCCUGGUCAAUCAGAGAAUGGACUUUGGUGGCUUCAUGCAUGCUAUUUGCGAAGUUGGACUUUUGUUUGGAAAGAAUCAGAAGGAGGCAGGUGAAAUGUUCGCGGCCGCUGUUGGACGAAUGGACACAGAUCAGGAGACGAUCCGACGAGUGAAGCUUCGGAUUAAACAGGCGGCGUCCAAUCAUGGCGAAAAUGGAUGGCGAGAAUUCUUCCACGAGUGUGACCUGGACCAGUCUGGCUACAUGGACAUUGAUGAGUUCUUUGACAUGUGUCGCCACAAGUUGAAAAUGGAAGAUCGAAAGAGCCACUUGCAGCUGCUUUUUGAGAGACUAGAUGAGGAUGAUUCUGGGGAGCUCUCGAUCGACGAAAUGAUCGCAUUCAUAGAAUCUUGA
This is a messenger RNA of Durusdinium trenchii, 3303 nucleotides long. Lineage: Eukaryota; Dinophyceae; Suessiales; Symbiodiniaceae. The record is from the annotation of a GenBank genome assembly.